AUUGGUUAGUAGGCCUACAGUAAUGAAGAGGUUAUUGGCUCGCGCGCUCGAGUCGCUCGAGCUCACACUGUGUUGUUGCUACGUGUACACUUUGUACACUUCAUUCACUUCAGAGCAGGAGGAUAGUUGACAAAUGCAGAAAAUGAACCUGACAUGUUUUUUAUGUACUCUGUUUGUAUUGACAUUUGCAUCGAACUGCCACGGACUCAUAGCUGCAGUGGAUGAGGUCGGUAAGUCGGAGGUGAAUCAAACCAAGGAUCAGUGGACAGACUUCUGGGUGGUGCGAUUGUUCUUCAAUAUUGUUGGCUACGCUUCAGUGAUUUUUCCAGCCUGGAUUGUGAUCAAGUACAUUCGCUCAAGUGGAUACCUAGAAAAAGGAGGUCAUGGUUGUGUCUACAGUGUCAUUAAGUCAUGUGUAGAGGGUGCAGAAGCUGAUGUAAACUUGGAUGCUGGGGGACAAUCAUCUGCAAAACCAAGGAUUCCACGAGCGAUCACACUACUGCUUUGUGUUGCCGGAUUACAAGGAUCAUACUUAACGUGGGGCGUGCUUCAAGAAAGAAUCAUGGCGCACGAAUAUGGUAAAGACGACAACAAUCCUGGGGAGAAGUUCAAGAACUCGCAAUUCCUUGUCUUUAUGAACCGUAUCCUGGCACUGUUGACCGCAUUUCUGAUCAUGACAUUCACAUGGCAACCACGUCAUACCACGCCCCUCUACCGCUAUUCCUACUGCUCCCUCUCCAACAUUAUGAGUAGCUGGUGUCAGUAUGAGGCGUUGAAAUUUGUUAGUUUUCCGACGCAAGUCCUGGCAAAAGCAUCGAAAAUCAUUCCAGUAAUGUUGAUGGGAAAAGUUGUCUCAAAUAAGACAUACGAGUUCUAUGAAUACAUCACUGCAGGAAUGAUCUCGGUGGGGGUGACAAUCUUUCUGCUGUCUCAAGGAGGGGAAAGCAAAGGCUCUGCUGUAACGACAGCCUCCGGAGUCGUGAUUCUAAUGGGGUACAUGGUGUUCGAUAGCUUCACAUCUAAUUGGCAAGCGGAGCUUUUCAGUAAGCAUAAGAUGUCUAGUAUACAAGCAAUGUUUGGCGUUAACCUCUUCUCGUGCAUAUUCACGAGUUGGUCUUUAAUAGAACAGGGCGGUUUCCUUGAAGCCUCCGGAUUCAUACUAAAAUACAGUACAUUCGCGUACCAUGUCCUCUUGCUAUCAAUAUGCUCCGCUACGGGCCAAUUGUUUAUAUUCUACACGAUAUCUCAGUUUGGCGCUGUGAUAUUUACAAUCAUCAUGACAACAAGACAAGGUCUCGCGAUCCUGUUGUCGUGCAUGAUCUAUGGACAUCCUGUAUCAUUCCUCGGCUUUCUUGGAAUCUGUAUAGUCUUCAUUGCUUUGUUUCUUAAGAUAUAUGCUAAAUCUAGAAUGCAUAAGAAACCAGAUACUGCAGCUUCAGAACCCAUGAUUGGACCAAAUAAGGUUUGAUGUUUAAACACCUGGUUCAACACCUCUUUCAGGUUGCGAAUUAUUUUCAGAUCCUCAAUCUUGAGACAACCCAAGGCUUAUAUUGCAUAGCUGGCAGUUGUUGUGAUGCUGCAAUCCUGAAAGUCUGCACCCAUCAGAGGCCAACCAUUAAGCAUACUGCCUGUAGAUACCUCAAAAUAGUAAUCUCAUACUUUGAAAGUGCUUCACAAAGAGCCUUAAUUGGAAAGCUAGAUAUUUCAAGCUAUAAAAAGUAUUUUCGCAAAAUCAGGCAUUGGUGUAUAGGCCUUUAUCGUUAAAUGAACUGCAUUCUAAGCAGUAAAAUAUUGAAGGAUUGAAGGCAAUUAAUAACCAGCACACUUUGGUUGGAACUGGGUUUGAGACUGGCUAUCAGAUCCAUUUUUAUCAGAGUAAUAUUAUUUAGACCCAACAUUUUAAUUUAUACAGUAAUUUUUGAUGCUAUUGACAUUCGUAUUGCAGUAUGGAACUGUAUGUUUUCAAAGGCCUACUUGCUUAAAAAAAAAAGGUUUACAUCUUCCCCUUGCGCAUCCAUUUUUCUCUUCCCCAAAUUUUUAUUUUUUUAUUUCCUUUAUUUAAAAAGUGUGCUCAUUCUCCUUUUUUUUCAAAAUAUUAGGAUGAGAAACUAUUUUUUUUUACUUAACCUUAGGUCAAAAAGCACAACUUUUCAAUUUUUUGACUAUUUUUAUCCUAUUAAGUAUUUUGGUCAAGAGUAAUCUGGCAACCUUGAGAAAAGUAUUUGGACACCCAAAUUUGGAUCACAACCCAUAGUUUUAGAACAAGAAGCUUAAACGUAACCAUUAAUUCUGUAAGUAUUUCAGAAUUAUCAUUAAAUUGUAAUAAUGAAUUUAAGACUUUAUAUAUUUACCGAUUUUGAAUAAUGUUCCUUGGAGUUUGGUUUUUAUGCUUUUCAGUGGGUCUUAGGGGUAAUUACCAUGCUAAAACAGUGUAUAUAUUCCUAUUACAGUACAUUCAUUAUUUAUUAUUUUAUCAACCAAUUACACUAGAAACAAGCAAAUUUGUAGUAGUAAUUAUUCCGAAGAUAUUGUUAUUAAAAAUUUGACUUUGUGUAAUAUCUGGCCUAAUAUUUACUGUAUGUACAAUUCUAUUGGGUUACAUACUUUUUUGCGUGUUAAAAUAUAUUUAACUGGUUUAUUUUUAAUUUUAUUAUUCUCAUGGUUUAGUAUUUACUGUAUCUGGUAAAACAGUAUAUCAUUUAACUGGGUUUAACUGAUUGAUUUUAGGUGUAUUAUUUAACAGGAUAGUGUUAACAGUAAUAAUUAGCUGGUUUAUUAUAUAUCUACUUUAAAAUAUUGUAUUUUAAAUACUUUUUAUAAAGUUAAUUAUCGUUAUUACCACCUGCAUUUAUUUAAUAAAACUAGUGUUAAAAUAUAUUUAACUGGUUUAUUUUAAUUUUAUUAUUCUUGUGGUUUAGUAUUUACUGUAUCUGGUAAAACAGUAUAUCAUUUAACUGGGUUUAACUGAUUGAUUUUAAGUGUAUUAUUUAACAGGAUAAUGUUAACAGUAAUAAUUAGCUGGUUGAUUUUAUAACUAGUUUAAAAUAUUGUAUUUUAAAUACUUUUUAUAAAGUAAAUUAUUGUUAUUACCACCUGCAUUUAUGUGUAAUAUAUUUAAUAAAACUUGCUUUUUUUAUUUUUAUGAUCUAACUUAACAUCUCCCCAUUGCACUUUGACAUUUUUACUAUAGUUUCAUUUGUGUAUUUAACAUUGAAUGAAAAAAUGUAAUUUAUUGGGUUUUUUUUUCCAUGUGUUUAAUGUUAUACUGCACUCGUCCCACUUUUUAAAACAAUAGUAGAUGCUGUAAUAGGUAAUGUUAUGCUAGUUAUGUAAACAGCUUUAUCGUAUACUGACUGACUCAGAAAGAGUCUCAUGAAAAUAGACUAAUUAUAUCUUAGCAGAGUAGCUCAGUUGACAGGCAGGUGUCAGUACCCACUAGAUAUGUGCUUAAGCAAGUAAAAUUGAUUCAUGGCUUCUAUCCAAGUUUCGAAUAUACUUCUAUACCUUCAAUAAAUUUAUGAAAUUUUGUAUUUACUAAGGCAUUUCAGAUGGUAAUCUUCAACUACUUAUGGCAAUCUACGUACUUAAAUAUUUAAGGUCAUUGUGUGUGUUUGUAUAUUUUUAAGUAAUUUGUUUUAUAAAUUUGGUUAUACACAGCCUGGCUUGGGAAUUAGAUGAAUAUAGUUUGAAUAUAGAUUUCCCUCACAAUCUAUUUGCUUUGUACAAAUAAAUAUAUACAUCAUA
Messenger RNA from Anneissia japonica, 3744 nucleotides. RefSeq names its product adenosine 3'-phospho 5'-phosphosulfate transporter 1-like. Gene Ontology annotation, cellular component: Golgi membrane; endoplasmic reticulum membrane. The coding region runs from base 134 to 1468 and encodes 444 amino acids. Gene Ontology annotation, molecular function: 3'-phosphoadenosine 5'-phosphosulfate transmembrane transporter activity. Lineage: Eukaryota; Metazoa; Echinodermata; Crinoidea; Comatulida; Comatulidae. The record is from RefSeq and is a predicted model, not a curated record. Gene Ontology annotation, biological process: transmembrane transport. The transcript is spliced from 4 exons.